Molecule: messenger RNA, 1706 nt
Organism: Synchiropus splendidus (mandarinfish)
Lineage: Eukaryota; Metazoa; Chordata; Actinopteri; Syngnathiformes; Callionymidae
Product: NXPE family member 3-like
Exons: 7
Coding region: 60-1688 (542 amino acids)
Source: RefSeq, a predicted model, not a curated record
CACCACAGGGACGAGCUGGAAAGAAAACAGUAUUUGCAGGCAAAGCACUUCUCAGGAUCAUGAAGAUGGAAGUUCAAAACAAGCGCAGCUUUGAAAAGAAGGGUUGGAAUAGAGCUCCACUGCCACCGUUCUCGAAGGUCACACAUCCAGACAAGUCCUUUGUUUCACCAACAAAUUCAACUUUUCCUCCUGAAGAGAGAAGAGAAGAUUUUUGCAAACUUCAGCCUCUUUCGGCCGCAGACACUCAGGAAGAGCGCCUCCUUCUUAAGUCCAAUGCUUGGCCUCAAACUCCACCAUUAUCUCCUUCUUUUUCACUCAAAAGAUCCAGCAACCCUCGUGGCAGCAACUUUGUCAUUUUACCCAAAGUUGGGGGCCAGCAGUGGCAUGUUGGUGAUCAAAUAAAAGUUCAGAUUAAAAUGAAGGACUUCCUUGGAAAACCCAAAAAAACUGGAGGAGAUUUUCUAAUUGUCCGACUCCACAACCCAGUUCUACAAGCUGGAGUCACUGGAAAGGUUGUCGAUCACCUUAAUGGCUCCUACUCUGCUGUGUUUCCCUUACUCUGGAACGGAAGGGCAGAGGUUGAGGUGACUUUAAUUCACACAAGUGAAGCCAUCACGGUGCUGCGCAGCUUCAUUGAACAUCCAGACAGAAUCAUGUUUGACAGUGAAUUCCGCAAAGGCCAAAAAGCUGAAUUAAGCAAAUGCAAUAUAUGUCUGCCUCCCACAACGAAAGCGAUAUGCAACUUCACUGACGUCAAAACUGGAGACCCAUGGUUCUGCUACAAGCCGAAGAAGCUGAGCUGUAACACAAGAAUCACACACUAUGUUCAUAAAUAUACUCCAAAUUUUGGGCCCUAUGUUAAGCUUUUUCAAAGUGGAAUAAACAUGAAGGUUUUCAUUCCUCCCUCUGGGACCGCAAGUGUCAAUGUCCUGCCUCCAGUUAAAGGUGUGACAAAGAGUCCAAAGAUCAGCCAGCCUGGUUACUACUACCAUGGUGUGUGGAGAACCUUGAGUGGGCCGCCGGUUCAGCAGUUUAACACUCCCACAGACAUCAGUCACUGUUUGCGAAACAAAAUGUUGUUCCUGUACGGAGACUCCACAGUCAGACAGUGGUACAAAUAUUUAACGUCAAGAGUACAAGAUCUCAAACCAGUCAACAUCGAUGGCAAGCUAAGAGUUGGACCUUUUAUGGCUAUUGAUCAUCAAAGUAAUACUACUGUCAUGUACCGCAUCCAUGGCAACCCUCUCCUCCAUACUCUGCCACCAAUUCCUGUCGCUAAGGUUCACUAUAUUGCAAAUGAACUGGACACUCUCGAGGGAGGAGCAAACACAGUUGUGGUUAUUGGAGUCUGGGCUCACUUCGGCCCAUUCCCAAAUAGGUUUUACAUUCGACGGAUGCAGAGCAUCCGCAAGGCUGUGAUCCGACUGCUGAACAGAGCUCCAGAAACCCUGGUUGUUAUCCGGACUUCGAACUUCAGAAUUCUGACUCCCUCUGUCGCAUGGCUCUACAACGACUUUCACACAAUGGAGCGGGACAAGAUCCUCAGGGCUGUGUUCAAAGGUGUGAAUGUCCGCUGGGUGGAUGCCUUGGAGAUGACUGUAUCUCAUUAUCUUGAACAGGAACUUCAUCCCAAACUGCCCAUUAUCAAGAAUAUGAUCAAUGUCCUCCUCUCCUUCAUAUGCCCAUGAAGACUGAGGUGUUUUCUC